Molecule: messenger RNA, 750 nt
Organism: Protomyces lactucae-debilis
Lineage: Eukaryota; Fungi; Ascomycota; Taphrinomycetes; Taphrinales; Protomycetaceae
Exons: 1
Coding region: 1-750 (249 amino acids)
Source: RefSeq, a predicted model, not a curated record
AUGGACCAUCCCAGAAAUGAUCGUCACCGUCUUGACCCUCUAGAUUCCGACAGCAGUGACAAUGAGGAAUCAUGCACUGCUGCAAAUGUGUCACUUCUAGCUGAAGACACAGACGACGGCCAGGCCUCAGAGGAACAAUUGACUCCUCUUCAGCCUUACACAUUGCAAGUAAGCUCUUCUAUCACUGCUACACACAUGUAUGUGGCUGCCCAUGCUGCACUGUCGCCAAUUUUGCUGGCUACAGGUGCUACGACCAUUGGCUCCGUUAUGGACGGUGACUUGCUUGUAGGAACUCUCGCGAGUACGAAGCAUCAGCUGAUUGUUGCCAUCAUUCCGGGCCUUCGUGCGAAGCAUUGCUAUAUGUUAGCCCGCUCGCUGCUAAACCUGCUCUCUAAACCCUCGCAAGUGCUGCAUAUAUACACCGCAAUUCCGCAAAUAUCGCUUGAACAAUCCUAUUCCACCUUGUCUACAUCGACUUCAAGCAAUCAGAGUACCCUGAAAGUACCGGCGUUCCUCCAAGGCAUCGAAGCUGCACUAUUAGCAUUGGCCGAGGAGGUCAAGCUUGACGCCACUGCCUACGUUUUCAAUCAGAACCCGAGUAGAGACGGAGAGCGUUCUAUCGACAUCAGGAGUGCUAUCCAGCUUGUGGAGUCGGAGACAGGCGAUUCCCUUGAUCUCGAUACUGGUCGCAAGGCCUACCAGAGGCUCAUCAAAGCAUCCAAAGGUCGGCCACCAGAGAUGUACUCUUGA